Molecule: messenger RNA, 5407 nt
Organism: Oryzias latipes (Japanese medaka)
Lineage: Eukaryota; Metazoa; Chordata; Actinopteri; Beloniformes; Adrianichthyidae
Gene: lrp12
Product: low density lipoprotein receptor-related protein 12
Cellular component (GO): plasma membrane
Molecular function (GO): protein binding
Source: RefSeq, a predicted model, not a curated record
GCGCAGUGGGCGGGGCCUCCAUGUAAUUCUCUCUCUGCCGUUGUGGACGUCUGUUGUUGUUCGGCCGGCCCGGCGGAGGAGCUAACCGUUAGCUCCAGUGUUGAAGAUGGAGUAGCGCGGGCGCACGGAGCUGCUUGCUGGCCUCCGUCCCAUCAUCGGGCUUUAUUUCGGCUCGACCCGGGUUGACUGCUCUUUUCUCGGCUUCACUGUGUUGUUCAUGUAGUCGCUACAUCGGGUCAGUGUUAGCGCGAGGCUCAGCCGGACUGGCUGCUAGCUUGGAUGCUUCAUCGGUGCUCGGGGUGGUCGAUUGCCCAGAGAUUCUCUUUGUGUGCGCUAGCUGCCCCCUUUAAUCACAUUAUGCGUUGUUGCGUGAAAGCGGCGAUGCUUCUCUGUCAGCCGACGCACGUGACCGGGCCGAUUUGACGCUUACAGCCGAAAAUCCGCAGCUAACAGUUCCCAUGUCUUUGUUUGCGUCAGAAAACGGUUCAAGGUGUGAGGGCAGUUUUGCUGCGCAGGCUAGCGCAGCGGGGAGGGUAGAGCGUUUUUUCUGAUGAGGCGGAUCUUAGAUCAGCUCAUUUCACGGUCAGCUGAGAUGCGGCGCUCGAUUCAGUGACCUUGGACUCCUCAUCUGCAACAGAUUCAUAAAAAAAAUAGCCAAACAGCUGGCGGAGACGUCAGGGUUACUAUGGCUCCCAGGUUAAGCUGCAGGCUGAGUGGCGUCUACCUGCUCAUCCUAUCAGCAUGCACCGCUGCUUCUCAAAGGAACGACAACGUCUAUGCAUCUGGCUUUUCCAGUGCCUGUAGCGAGGUGGCCGAGCUCCUCCGGGCGUCCAGCGGCAUCGUGACCAGCCCCGGCUGGCCGUUCCAGUACCCGACCAGACUGAACUGUAGCUGGAUCAUCAGAGCUCGCCCCGGAGACUCCAUCACCGUAAGUUUUCAGGACUUUGACCUUCAGGGUUCCCAUCGUUGCACCUCCGAUUGGAUGUCCAUAAGCAGCUACAGGAGUUUGGACGGCCUUCGUGUCUGCGGCUCCUCACUGCCACCUCCCUACAUCACCUCCCAGGACCACGUCUGGAUACACUUCCAUUCGGAUGAGAGCCUGACGGGGAAAGGGUUCAGACUGUCCUACAUCACCGGUAAGCCAGAAGCAACUAGCUGCGAUGUGGACCAGUUCCAUUGCUCCAAUGGGAAGUGCAUCCCAGACUGGUGGCGCUGCAACUCCAUGGACGAGUGCGGCGACAACUCAGACGAGGAGCUAUGUGUGGAUUCCUCCUUCUCAUUCCAGCCGUGCAGCCUGAACCAGUUCCCCUGCCUGUCCCGUUACACCCGCAUCUACACCUGUCUGCCCCACAGCCUGCGCUGCGACGGCAGCAUUGACUGCCAGGACCUCGGUGAUGAGAUCGACUGUGAUGUUCCCACCUGUGGAGAAUGGCUGCGGAACUUCUAUGGUUCCUUCAGUUCUCCAAACUAUCCAGAUUUUUACCCUCCAGGAAGCAACUGUACCUGGCUGAUAGACACCGGAGAUCACCGCAAGGUCAUUCUGAGGUUUACAGACUUCAAACUAGACGGGACGGGCUACGGCGAUUACGUUAAGGUCUACGACGGCCUGGAGGAGAACCCCCGUCGCCUCCUGCGCGUGCUGACUGCCUUCGACUCCAGAAGUCCAGUCGCCGUGGUUUCCUCCUCGGGUCAGCUAAGAGUUCAUUUCUACGCCGACAAAAUCAACACCGCCAGGGGGUUUAAUGUCACCUAUCAGGUGGAGGGCUUCUGUUUGCCCUGGGAGGUUCCUUGUGGGGGCAACUGGGGCUGCUACGUGGAGCAGCAGCGCUGCGACGGCUACUGGCACUGCCCCAACGGACGCGAUGAGCUGAACUGCUCGUCCUGUCAGGAGGACGAGUUCCCCUGCUCCAGAAAUGGAGCCUGUUACCCCCGAUCGGACCGCUGCAACUACCAGAACCACUGCCCCAAUGGUUCGGAUGAGAAGAACUGCUUCUUCUGUCAACCCGGAAACUUCCACUGCAAGAAUAACCGCUGUGUCUUUGAGUCGUGGGUUUGUGACGCGCAGGACGACUGUGGCGACGGCAGCGAUGAGGACAGCUGCCCCGUCAUUGUUCCCACUCGGGUCAUCACUGCCGCGGUGAUCGGCAGCCUCAUCUGCGGCCUCCUGCUGGUCAUCGCCCUCGGCUGCACCUGCAAGCUCUACUCCCUGCGCAUGUUCGAACGCAGGUCAUUCGAAACCCAGCUGUCCAGAGUGGAGGCGGAGCUUCUGAGGAGGGAGGCCCCGCCCUCCUAUGGGCAGCUAAUAGCGCAGGGGCUGAUCCCACCCGUGGAGGAUUUCCCUGUUUGUUCUGGCACUCAGGCUUCGGUCUUGGAAAAUCUGCGCCUCGCUGUUCGCUCCCAGCUCGGCUUCACCUCCCUCAGACUCCCGUACUCUGGUCGCCAUAGCAACUUGUGGCGCAGACUUUUCACGUUUUCCCGGUCCCGUCGGUCGGGUUCCUUGGCUCUGGUCUCCGCUGAUCUAGACGACAGCACCGGCUCUGGGAGCACCGGCAGUUCCGGCUCAGACCUCCUGUCUCCAGACUCUGAUGACACGGACACGGAGAGUGAGCGGGGGAGGGAGCGAGGCGUGGGCGCCGUGUGCGGGCCGGUAGCCCCCCUCCCCCACAAAACACCCCCACCUGCUGCCGUCGAGGCGGUGGUAUCGCUGGCGGUGCCCGCGACCUCCGUUACACCAGACCGAUACCGCGACCAGACCCGAGAAGCUCCGCCUUCUUCCAGCGCGGUAACCGUGGUUACAUCCAGCCAAGAGCCAGAAUGUCACAGGGACUCUUUGGAGGCGCCAGCUCCAUCAGGUUCUGCCCUGCACCGCUUGGCCCAGAACCUGCAUCGCCUUGCCAGGACCUUGACCAGAACCAGCCAAAGUCAGCAGAAUCCGGCCAAUCACAGCCCUCUCCACCAGCUGGAGAGAGGAGGCGAUGGUGCUGAUGCAGCAGAGCGACAAGGGGGCAGGGAUGAAGAGGAGGACGUUGAGCUCCUCAUCCCUGUGUCCGACUCUGACUCUUCCUCAUCGUCUUUGAUCAGUGAUGUGCAGCAGCCUCUGUUGGAGCCGCACCCUUCCUUCACCGCAGGCCACGCCCCCCACCAUAACCGUGGACACAGUGGUAGAGGGGGGCGGGACGGAAGCUGUGAACACUGCGGGAUGGUGCACACGGCUCAGAUCCCCGACGCUUGUCUUGAGGCCAUGGGCAAGCUGGAAAGCAGUGAUGACGAGCUGCUUCUGUUGUGCUAACGGGCUAGCCUGCCAGCUAACAUGCUAACUUUUUAGGAAUACCUUUUGACGGUCGACUCCUUCAAUUGGUAACAAAUUAACUAACCUGUCAUCUCAACAGUUCAUUGUUACCCAUUAUCCUACAAAUUGCUAGCUAACAUGCUAAAUUACACGAUUAACUUACCUUGCGCCAUACAGUACAGACCAAAGGUUUGGGCACACCUUCUCAUUCAAAUGAAUGGGAAGGUGUGUCCAAAUUUUGGUCUGUACUGUACGUUUAGCUUGCUAGCAAGUUAAUCCUUUGUCUUAAAUGCUCACUGACAUUUCUCACAGCUUUCCGACUAACACUACGGUGCAACAUGUUUCAUUUCUCUUUCCACUACAGCGGUCUAAAGUUGAACCCGUUUUAACAGAUGUUAGCAUGUUAGCUGGAUCAACGGUUAGCUUUUAUAGAUGUGAAGAUGAACAAACCAGUCAAGACUUGUCGCUGAUUGAAGUAGAACGGUAGGAUCAUGAAACGUGUCAUUGGUUGUGUCCAAAUUCCCUGACUACUUUGUGCACUAAACGGGACUAUUGCCAUUUUUGUUCCAUAGUCCGAAUCAACAUUUUCAAAAUCUCGGAUUUUGGAACUGGAAUGCGCUGGAAAUUUCCCAGAAGUCCCUGCAAAAACCGGUGUGCAUCAAUGCUCACUAGAUUGACAAAUGUUGCGUUUAAACGUCAUAAAAACAUCUGUACAUUUAUAUUCAAUAAAUCACUAGGUUUUUAUCUUUAAGACAAGAAGGAUUCCUAAAUCUUCGUAAAGUGUUCAAAUUUAUUAGGUAUUUACUUCGGCAAAUGGGUGAUGUCACAUUUGUCAGGGGGGAAAAAGUAGUAAGGAUGCGUCCGAACUGCAUUGAAAUCUGGGGCACUGGGAGUAGUGAGGGAAUUCGGACAUAGCUAUUGCCCCCCCCCCCCCCCCCCCCCCUUUCCCCGGUUCAUCCAUUUACCACCACCCCCGCUUUUCCUCCCCCUUGCGUAAGCAAAACAUCGGUACGUCCGUCAACGGAGUCCCGGCAGUGCAGACUGCACGUCAAAAACCGUGGGAGUCCAGGUCAGCUGCUAUGGGUCAAAGGUCACACAACGGUUUUAAACACAAGAUAAGGGUCAUGUGACCAUGAGAGUGCGCCACAAGGCCUGCUCCAGGGCUGCUUCGUUAGUUAGGUCUUUAUAUUAAAUAUAUAUUGGAUUUAUACUUGGGUAAAAAGGGGUUCUUUACUGACAGCCGUCACAAAAAGUAGGGUUUAGGUACGAGUUUUUUCUGCUUUUAACAUUUUAUGAAACUGUUUGCCAUCCUAGAGGCUAAUGCAGCUCUUUGUAUUGAUAUGUUUGUAAUAAAACAUAUCAGACCUUUACUAAUUAUUAACGUGUUGAGGAAUAAAACAACGUAUUGAUGAUGAAAAGUGCUUCAGUCUGCGACAACACGUUUUUUAAAAUUUGGUUUAAAAAGCAAACAUGCACGUCUUUUCCACAAAAGACUAAAUUUACAACUAAAUGUUUUUAUUUAACACCUAAAAGGAGUCAUUUUGACUCCGUUAUCAGGCCUCAUCCGUUCGUCACAUGACCCUUGUCGAGCAUCGGUUCUUCAUGGUGCGUGUUCUGGCUGAGGUUCUGGUUCCUUCUUCAUCUUCAGUGGUUUUUCUUAGUUUGAAUUGGUUCUAAAGGAAAAUUAGCUUUAAGAAGUCAAAUUAAAACAAACAAAAUAGUAACAAUGAGGAGAAACAUUGAGGAAAUAUUUUUAAGGAGAAGGUUCUGAACUGGGACCAGAACCAGGCGGCAAAAGAAGCGUGUGGUUCCUGUUUUGUGACGGUUUCCCCCUUCCUGGACCGAAGCCUUUCAAAUGUCUGUAUUUCUGAUCUUUGUUACUGUUUUUGGUACUCAGCGGACUUUGUGCGAGUGUGACUGUGUAUAUUUAUUAUUAUUCUUAUUAUUAAUAUGUUUAUGGUUCUUGUGUUAAUUUUGCUGUUGUGUAGAUGUUUUUCAGACCUGCAUGAUUCAGCCUGUUUGAUGUUUUUUGAGUCUGUAAAGUAAAAAAAAAAAAAAAACAACGGCUAAACUGCACUAAAGAUUAAAGGGUCACAUUCAGUGAAUUGAUUCCAGAAA